Messenger RNA from Aplysia californica (California sea hare), 5345 nucleotides. RefSeq names its product SCL-interrupting locus protein. Gene Ontology annotation, cellular component: centrosome; centriole. Bases 144 to 4523 code for a protein of 1459 amino acids. The record is from RefSeq and is a predicted model, not a curated record. Gene Ontology annotation, biological process: smoothened signaling pathway; mitotic spindle organization; protein localization to centrosome. The transcript has 17 exons. Lineage: Eukaryota; Metazoa; Mollusca; Gastropoda; Aplysiida; Aplysiidae.
GGCUCUUCCGCUCCUGCGCAGUGACUCAGAAGUCCAUGAUUGACAGGCGCUUGUUUUGACAAUGGAGCCCGCGAGCCUCUAGGUUGAGACAUGUUCGGCCAACGCAGGAUCCUGAGGAAACAAUCUGUGAUUUAGUUUGCAGGAUGGAGUCAGAAUUUCCUAAAACAACUUGCAGUUUGUGGGAUAAAAACAGCACUGGACGUUCAACUUUCAUUCAUUUGAGUUAUUACAGGAAACCAAAGGUUUGUGUACCAGAGAAAGUGCUGAAACUGAUUCAGCAUCAGUGUGAGAAUUAUGGACAGACAACUUACAUUCUUGUUGGCUCCUUGGUCGUUGAAGAAGAUGGUGAGGGUGUCCAGUUCCAAGUAGACCGUUUGGACACUCGAAAGCAGAUUCCUCCAGAUGGUGCUGGCCUUGCUCCUGGUGAUGUGCUCAUCCCUCUUGAUGUCACUAACAACAAAGCGAAGGAAAGAUGUGGCUCUGUGGAAGACUACAGCACUGCUUUAAAUCGGUUGCAGGAGCGUUGCUGCAGCAAGUCAAGCAUUGACCUCAGUAGCUUCAUGCUGCUUCGUGGCUGGGGUUCUUUCUACAGCAAUGCUGUCACUUACGUGGCACAUCUCGAUUUCGAUAUGGUUACAGUGGAAACUGUGUUCAAAGCUACUCCAAUCAAUCCUGUGCCAAUUGUCUUGACUGCACUGUCGAAGAAUUUAGCAGGCCCAAUGAGUUUGAGUCACAUGCAGGGCACACCUAAGACUGGGUUUCUGACCAUGGAUCACACAAGAAAGUUGCUGCUUGUUUUGGAGUCUGAUCCAAAGACUGCAACUCUUCCUAUUGUAGGCAUCUGGGUUUCUGGGACGGAGUAUGUGCAACACCCUUUUGUCUGGGCAGCGUGCUUGAGAUACAUUCACAGUACUCAUCUGGAGGAUAGGGUUUGCAUGCCGCCAUCAGAAUUUCUUCUAGUUCUAUACACACCGAUGCAUUCAAGACCCGAGUUCUUCCAGUGCUGCAGUGCAUCAGGAAAUUCGAACUUCCAGUUUCAGCUGUGUACUGGCCAUGAUGUAGGAAACAUGACAAAGUCUUUAUCAAGCCGAAGUGAUAACUUUGCUGAAGUUGAACUGGAAACAGUGAAUAGUGGUGCCAAAAUAGAAAUGUUUGAUGCAGCAAGAGUAAAGCAUGGCCUAUUGCAAUCAAUGCAAGUACGGAGGGAGAGUGGUGGUGGCGGCAGUGUACCUGACGACAUAGAACCCCGUGCUGCUCCCACCCCUCACAUGGAGAAGGUACCAUGUUUCACGCCAAUGGUGCCCGAUGUGUCGAUUCUGUGGACAGAGCCAUCAGAAGUCCCUCAAUUUCCUCCUGCGUCCUUGCCUGCAAGACCUCAUCUCCCAUUUAGCUCAAGCUCAACUCCACAUCUGCCAUAUGACAAUAGAAGUGUCACCCAACAUCUUCAACAAAUGUACACCCCAGUGCCUAGCUCUAGCUCUUAUGCUCAAUUUCAGCAGUCCAUGACGCCAGCUGCCAGUGUUGUUUCUUAUGGCCCCCCUACAACUCUCAAUCAUGGAAUUGUGUACCAUAGAAAAACAGAAGGACCCUCUCCCGUACAAAACAUAGUCAGUCAGAGACAUCAGUCUUCCCGAAGUCUACAAUACCAAGGCCAUCCUGGGUACGUCCAGCAGCCUGGAGCUAGACAAAAUGGUAUGUUUCCCAACCAACAGAUGCCAGCUGUUGCCCAUCAACCACCUGUGCCCUCCCAGUCAAUGACCCCAUUGGUUGCAAGUGCUCCACAGUUCAGUGCAACACCUUCUGCUCAGCCCUACCAAGGGGUGGGAUUGGGUGUGCAUAUGGCUCCCCACCAAGGAGCAUAUCCUACAUACACCCGUCCUCCCUCUCACCCACAGCCUUCCUUCAUGUCAUCAGCUCAACGACCCGGUGUCCCGGUGCAGUCCGCGCCCCUUCAGGCUGGCCCCACAAUGCAACCCGGAGUGAGGAUACCUGGCAGCCAGGCAGUAGUCCAACCUUCUCAGUCCGUGCAGUGGAAUCCCCAACCAGGAGGAAUUUUGAAAACUCCAUCAGGGCAAUUUCAGACUGGAGCCAUGCUCCAGAUGCCGAGAACACCAGUAGACGCACAAGGUGGUGGUAGAAAUGGGCAUGCAGUAGUACAGCAAUCAGGGCAUGGGCAGACUUCUAAUGGGAUAUUCACCCCCGCACCAGUCCAGCAACAAAUGUCUCUGCCACACCAACCUGUGCUGGCAGUCAGCUCGUUACCUAGCAACCUGGUUCCUGCUACUGGUCGUUCUCAUGGACAGUAUAGUGGGAACACUGGCAUUCCUGUUUCAAUGAACAAGGAUUCAAACCCCCCAAUGACAUUUUUGAAAACUGUAGUAGAAGAAACGUCAUCUUCGUCAUCUUCUUCCUCUAACUCUAAGCUUAGUCAGGGAAGUGUAUCAGGUAAUAGGAACUUGCAAGCAAGUGCUACAACUCAUAAUGGUAGCCAUAGUAGUGGUAGCAGCACUAGUAGGAUAAGUGAUGAUGAUAGUGGACUAAGCAUUACUCCCGACAGGAUGAACCCGUCACCUCAUGGACAAGCUCUUCCUAUGUUGUCUAUAGCAUCAGCACCUGCUUCAUCUAUUGGUGCUAGUGCUUCAGCCCUUUGUCCCACCCCAUCUGGUCUUCAAGCCUCAACAGCGUCUCUAGAAACUUCCAUGAACAGCGUGAAAUGGGACCAGGUCCCCCCGGAAAUCCGCAUGUUGUUAAUUCAGCAGAAUGAGCAGCUCAAACUCUUGCAGCAGCAAAUCUCUCUUCUCAUGCACAAUCAGUCCCAGCAGUUGUCUGCCUCUCAGAGCACGGCAAGAAGCCAUCCUGACAACAUCACCACUUCAACGCAACUCUCAGCUGACGCUUCUGUAGGGUCUCAGCACAACUCUAAGCGAUGCUCUGUUGGAAUAAAUACGUCUUUUAUGGAUUCCACGGGACAGACCCAGCAAGAUGGCAGUACACUUCGGGAGUGCAGAGAUGUUCAGACAAGCCCUCAAAAGUUUACCACUGUUCAUCCAGACUUUGUAGCGUCUCCUGUGCUGAUGGAUCCAUCUUCUCAACCAGAGGAGUUCUCUGGUCCCAAAAGCAAUGGAAACACCCCUGCUGAGAUUAGGAAUCACGGAUCUGUUCCUGUGAACAGCACGAGAUAUGAAGAUGUCAGGUCCAACAAUUCUGAAAAUGUUGUCUCCAACCUAGAAGUUCAUUCAGCUCGAACGCCAUCAUCUCACACUUCAUCUUCAGGGGAAGAAGAGACUGACCACAGAGAUCUGGUCAGUGCUGCGGAAAGUAUUCCCGUGUACGACCACACUAUGAACACUGUGGUAUCUGAUCUAGUCGUGGAUAUGCCAGACUAUUCUUCCACUAUGGACAGCAAAUCUCAGUCUCAGUUUGACCGCAGCCCAACAAGUGUCAGUGAUUACUACAACAAUGGACAGGAUGAUUCGUACUCCACAUUGGCUGAAGAUGCCACAGAUCCUAAGCAGUAUUACAGUCAAUUGAUGAACAACAUACAGAUGUUUCUCACCGGUGAUGGCAGUCAGGAUGCAGAGGCCUCGGAGAAUGUUCCUCUGUCAGACACCACAGUGCAGUCUUCCCCGUGCAAAGCUUCAGGCAACAAUGACUCCACCUUUGUGCCUCAAGUGAACUACAUCUCCAUGCUGCUGGGUUGUAGCUCUGACACUGGUCAGUCCAUGGAGAUCAACGCUAUGGCUAUGAAGUACCUCAAUGAUGAGCAGCUCACUCAGAUGGCCAAACUGCGACAAGGCUGUCCAAAAAACUCACAGCAGAGUGACUAUACAGAGAAAAUCUUACAAAGAGUCAUCGGACACAGCAAGUCAUCCGCGUCUGCCCCCGAUGUGUCUGUAUUGGGUAUAUCCCCCAAUGACAUGACUAUGGGUACUCGGAAGUACAUGGAAAAACAUGGGCUCCUCGGAGGAGAAAAUGAUACCUUUAUCGGAAGCAAGGAACCUUCUUUCUUUGACCACACCUUGAGGCUAAAAACUGAUUUUAGUAUGGCUGCCAGUGCAUGUCGGGACACAGAUGUUAGUGCCUCUGGAUGGCAGAGUUCCAAUGACGGAGAUGUGGAUGCUAGCUCAAGGUUAUCACUGCAUUCAUCUCCUGUAAAGAGCCCUGUUUGUAAAGAGAUUCUAAGAACCAGGGGGAAUCGUCCUCUCGGUUCUCCUUCCACUGAUGGAGAAGGUUCCCCCCUUGCAAACGAAAAAUGGCUUCCAGAUUCAUUAAAAGCUUCUGUACAACAUAAAGACCUUGGAGCCUCUCCUGUUUUGCCAGCUCCCAAGCAUUACAAUCCUAAUGAGUGUAACAAAGAAAAUGCUUUAAAGAAUGGAAAGGGGAGAGUCACAAAGACAAAAACCUGUGUAAAAGAUUUUCCUGUGGUAAAUACCGACUCGGUAACCACAACAUCGACUGAAGAUCAAGAAGAAGAAAAUUUGUUGGAUAUUGAAAAGUUAAAACAGCUGCCAAAGUUGUUAUAAUAGUUAGUUAUGAUAUGUAGAACAUUACAAUAUGAUAGUCAUUUUGCACCUUGUAACUUAUAAUAUAUAUAUUUACUGUAAAACGACCGAAUCUUUGCGCCAUACCUGUUGGUUUUUUUGUGUGUCUUCAUUCUACCUCCUGUUUGCUCAAGCUUCUGCUUUAUUGUGCGAACUGGAGUCUUUGGCUUUUGUUCUGUAGGAACCAUCUUGCCUCAAACUCAAUCCUAAACUCUAGAUAAGUGUACCUAGAGACUUGCCUGGCGGUGAGAUGUUAAUGCAGAGUUAAAAUACUGGUUAUCGUUUCCUAACUGAACAUGUACUUUUUUCAGUUGCCAUUUUAGGUCAAGAUUCCACUACUUUUCUGCCUUUGCUUAUGUAGAUUCUAAUUGUACAUAUGAAAAGUGUUUUAAAAAAUAGCUAAACUUGUCAAAAAUAAUAAUACUAGUAAUAAUAAUAAUAAAUGUAUUGCAAGCUCAAUGCGGUUUACAAUCUAUUUAUAUAUAUUGUCAAUGCAACAAAUGUUCAUGGAUUGUGUACUUGUCCUUUGUUAACUUACUUGUAGCUCAUUCAUUAGUUACUUAUUUAUUUGUACUGUUAGCUCAGCUUUUGGUUACUUAUAGAUAUUUAUGUGCACUUUUUAGCUCAUCUUUUAGUAACUUACUGCAUUUAUGUGUACUUAAGCUCAUCCUUUUUAUUUUUUCCUGACUUAAUUUCAUCCUUUCCUGUGCUUUCAACAUUCUGUCUCAGUUUAUGCUCAAGUUCAAGGUCUUAGUGUGACGCAAUUUUCAAUGUGCAAAAAUAAAUUUCAUUCAUUGUGGGCAG